GCCUCAAGUUUCUGCAAAUUCAAUCAUAGAUGUAACGAACAUUCAAUCUAAUCCUCGAAGUGUUGCAACUUAUGAAGACUGCAAAACAGAAGAUAUAUAUUAUGAUGAUAGCGGUGACAAUAAUGAUGAACCUGUUAAUGAGGUUAAGGAAAAUCCUGUUAAAGAGCAGGACAAAGAUCAAGAAGAGCUUAGGGAAUUAAUAAUUUCUAAUAAAUCAUUCAUGUCGAUAAAUGCUACUCUUAUCUCUACUGUUGAAGACCAAUCCAAUAAAAUAGCCAGUCUUACUUCAUUUGAAUCGAUUAUUGCUUCGAAACAGCAGCAACUUGAUCAUAUUAUUAAGAUUGAAGAAUUACUGCGUGUUAUGUCUAAUGAAAUUUCUGAACAAGAAACAGAUAUUAAAUCGCUUAAAUCUCAAAUAGGAGAAGCUUCGUAA
Messenger RNA from Racocetra fulgida, 433 nucleotides. The record is from the annotation of a GenBank genome assembly. NCBI's taxonomy places the organism in Eukaryota, Fungi, Glomeromycota, Glomeromycetes, Diversisporales, Gigasporaceae.